Messenger RNA from Staurois parvus, 259 nucleotides. The record is from the annotation of a GenBank genome assembly. NCBI's taxonomy places the organism in Eukaryota, Metazoa, Chordata, Amphibia, Anura, Ranidae.
UCAACCCCUUCACGUCUAAGGGUAAAACAAAUCUUAAAGCCUAAGUAAAACUUUACAAUGUUGACAUGUAUUAGUAAAAUUGUACAUAUCAUCACAACUACUUUGUACAUCCAGGUGAAUGAUACCUUGUUUUUUUCAUGAUAAAUUGGGCUUUCAUUUGGUGGUAAAUGGUAAUGGAUAUCCCCUGAUGUUUUGUUAUUAUCAAAGGAAAACUGACCCAAAAUAUUGUUUUUGUUUUUUUUUUUUCUACGAGGAGAGA